UUUUGCCAAUUGUUGAAAUAGCCCUGUGUCGUACACGACUUGACCACGGAAAAAAUAGAACCUCAAUUGGUUCCGGAGCCGGCUCAAGAAGAACUCGGAUCCGAACUCUGGUCGACUCUCUCAGGGCGGUGUCUCGGGUUCUCCAAAGGGAAGGAGGCUUGCUCUGACUGCAGAUCGAUCGGUCGCACAUUUGGUGUGUACUGUACGGAAAACUCCGUUCUGAGUCAAGCACUUCGGAGGCGAGGACGGGUUGAUCGUUGUUUGUGGCUGACCGGGAUCGUGAUACACUAUACAGAGUGUAAUCCGCACGAAUUGCACGCCAUCCUGUCUUGGCAGAAGCAGCGGAGGGAAGAUUUGGCAAGGCACGGCCAAAGGUUCUAAGAAUCAUAGGCCGAUCAGCGGAAGUCCCGAAGCGAUGACCAGUCUAGAGUCUUUGAGACCGGGCGCGGACCCGAACAGGCCCGUUCAUGUUGUCUUUGUCGGCGCGGGAGCCGUUGGGUGUUUCUACGCCUCACGGUUACACCAUCCAUCCCACAACAUCCACGUCUCGCUCAUAGCCCGCUCCAAUUACAAGGCCCUCGCCGAGAAUGGCGUCCAGCUGCAAACCCGCACGUUUGGCGACUAUGUCUUCCGCCCGCACGCCGUCUUCCCCUCGGUAGCCGCUGCUGCCGUCAACCCGCAGUCGGCGGGCGCUGGGCCCCGCGAGUGGGACUACAUCAUCGUCACCACCAAGGCCCUGCCCGACCGCUCCGACGACAGCGCCCUCAUCGCGCCCCUGGUGGGGCCCAACUCCUGCAUCGUGCUGAUCCAAAACGGAGUCGGCGUCGAGCAGCCCUACCGUGCCCGCUUUCCGACCACGCCCAUCAUCAGCGCCGUGACCGUCAUCUCGGCCGAGCAGACGUCCCCCGGGACGAUCCGCCAGAACCGCUGGACCCGCAUCCACCUCGGUCCCUACUCCAACUCAGCCUCCUUUUCCUCCUCCUCCCCCUCCUCCUCCUCUCCGUCACCACCACCACCACCACCACCACCAUCAUCAUCAUCAUCAGGGGCCCACGCUCCCAAAGAAGGUCAUGAUGACGCAACUGGUGCGCUAACCCCGACCGACUCCUCCCCCCGCGAAAGUAGCCCUGCAGGCACCGAAGGCAACGGCGACAGCGACGAGGCGAUGAUCAGCCGGCUCCAGGCCGUCGGCAGCCAUCGCGCGGCGAUCCUGGCGGACUGGUGGGCGCGCCUGGGGGGCAUCCGGGAUGUGGAGCUGGCGGAGGACGAGCUGGCGCUGCAGGCGAUCCGGUGGCACAAGCUGUGCAUCAACGCGGCCUUCAACCCGUCGGCGGUGCUGUCCGGGGGCCGCGGCAACGCCGACAUGGUGCGCGACCCGGAGCUGAGGCGGCACCUGGCCGGGGUGAUGCGCGAGAUCUGGGAGGCCGCGCCCCGGGUGCUCGGCGGGCGCCGGUUCCCGCCCUCGGCCGCCGGCCCGGAGCGCAUCCUGGCCAGCACCGAGCGCAACGUCGGCGCCCGCCCCAGCAUGCUGCUCGACUGGGAGGCCGGCCGGCCCAUGGAGGUCGAGGUCAUCCUCGGGAACCCCCUGCGGAUCGCGAGGGCCCGCGGCGUCGAGAUGCCCCGGCUACAGACGAUCUACGCGCUCGUGAGGAGCAUGCAGGAGGUCAGGGACAGGAAGAAGAGGGAAGGGAAACUGUGAAAACAAAAAAAAAAGUGGGGGGGGGAAGAACUGGCAGGGUGUCGGGGCCGUUGUGUCUGGCCGGCAUUGCUUCUGACUUAGUCUGGUCACACCCCAACCGGAGCUACAACUGUAUGCGGCUUUUCUUUGGCUGUUUCUGCUAUUUUGUGUUUGGUUUUGCCUUAUCGGGGAGUGAUGAUGAUGCCGCUGCAAAUGUAUUUGUGCAUGUUCUGAAGAUUUUUUUUUUUUGGUUUUUUUUAGGCAAGGGAGAGAACUAGUAGAAAAGGAAAAGCAUACCUAACGAAGAAACAGAGAGUGUGACUGACCCUCCUCACCCACCUCUCUCCAUCCUGUCUUCUUCUUCUUCCUC
Messenger RNA from Thermothelomyces thermophilus ATCC 42464, 2048 nucleotides. RefSeq lists its product as uncharacterized. The record is from RefSeq and is a predicted model, not a curated record. Gene Ontology annotation, molecular function: oxidoreductase activity. Bases 416 to 1699 code for a protein of 427 amino acids. Lineage: Eukaryota; Fungi; Ascomycota; Sordariomycetes; Sordariales; Chaetomiaceae. The transcript is spliced from 3 exons. Gene Ontology annotation, cellular component: cytoplasm.